AUGGACCCACCUGGACCUGGACCCGGGUCUAAAACCAGAAAUAAACCCAGACCUAAACCUGCUCCCAGCUCUGUGUCUCUGAAAAGUGAUGACUCCAGACAUCUUCCUCCUUUAUUUAAAGAAGCUCCUCCUGAAGACCAGAGCUCCUACAACAUGGACCCACCUGGACCUGGCCCCAGGUCUAAACCCAGACCUGAACCUGCUCCCAGCUCUGUGUCUCUGAAAAGUGAUGACUCCAGAAACCUUCCUCCUUUAUUUAAAGAAGCUCCUCCUGAAGAACAGAGCUCCUACAACAUGGACCCACCUGGACCUGGUACCAGGUCUAAACCCAGACCUGAACCUGCUCCCAGCUCUGUGUCUCUGAAAAGUGAUGAGUCCAGAAACCUUCCUCCCACAUUUAGAGAAGCUCCUCCUGAAGACCAGAGGGAGCCAGGCCCAAAGGAGCAGCUGGACGCCAUAUUCAGGCGUCUGGAGGAGGACGUCCUGACUUUUGUCAAAGAGCAGCUGCAGAGGCUCCACAGGCUCCUGGCCUCAGAUUACCCAGAAUGCUCUGAGAGUGCGGAGGAGGAGCAGAGCAGCAGAGAGGUUCUGAACAUCACCCUGGACUUCCUGAGGAGGAUGGACCAGGAGCAGCUGGCCCAGCGCCUGCAGAACAGAAAAACUGUUGGAGUUUGUAGAGAUGAACUGAAGUGUGAUCUGCAGCAGAGGUUCAGUCGUGUGUUUGAGGGCGUGGCUAAAGCAGGAGACUCCGCCCCCCUGACCCAGAUCUACACAGAGCUCCACAUCACAGAGGGCGGAGCCUCAGAGGUCAACCAGGAACAUGAGGUCAGACUCAUGGAGACGGCGUCCAGGAGACCGGCCGCUCCAGAGACCAUCACAUGUGAAGAGCUCUUUAAACCCCGCCCACAUUCACCACAGCCAAUCAGAUUUGUGUUGACGAAGGGCGUGGCCGGCGUGGGGAAAACAGUGCUGACUCAGAAGUUCAGUCUGGACUGGGCUGAAGGCCGGGCCCACCAGGACCUCCAGCUGCUGUUCCCGUUCACUUUCAGAGAGCUCAAUGUGCUCAGAGACACACAGUUCAGCCUGGUGGAGCUGCUGCACCACUUCUUCAGUCCAUCCAAACAUCUCUGCAGCUUCCAACAGCUCCAGGUGCUCUUCAUCUUUGACGGUCUGGACGAGUGCAGACUUCCUCUGGACUUCAGCCGAACCCGAGUCCUGACCGACCCCACAGAGUCCACCUCAGUGCACGUGCUGCUGGUGAACCUCAUCAGGGGGAGCCUGCUUCCCUCCGCUCUCCUCUGGAUAACCACGCGCCCCGCCGCGGCCAAUCAGAUCCCUGCUGAGUGCGUCUCCAUGGUGACAGAGGUCAGAGGGUUCACCGACCCACAGAAGGAGCAGUACUUCAGGAAGAGGUUCAGAGACCAGGCCACAGUCGUCAUCCCCCACAUCAAGAGCAUCCGCAGCCUCCACAUCAUGAGCCACAUCCCGAUCUUCUGCUGGAUCCUCUCCACAGUUCUACAGAAACUUCUGGAACAAACAGAACCAGAGCUGCCCCGGACUCUCACACAGAUGUACGUCCACUUCCUGGUGGUGCAGGCCAAAGUCCAGAACAUCAAGUAUCACCAGGGAUCAGGGGAGGACCUUCACUGGACUCCAGAGACCACGGGAGAUGGUGAAGUCUGGGAAAAACUGGCCUUUGAGCAGCUGCAGAAAGGAAACCUGAUCUUCUACGAGAGUGACCUGAGCGAGUGUGGGCUGGACGCUGCAGCGGCCUCAGUGUACUCCGGAGUGUUCACACAGGUCUUUAGAGAGGAGCCAGGCCUGUACCAGGACAAAGUCUACUGCUUCAUCCAUCUGAGUGUGCAGGAGUUUCUGGCUGCUCUUCAUGUCCAUCAGACCUUCUACAGCUCUGGAGAGAACCUCCUGGAGGUCCACAUGACGUCACAUCUUCCAAAACUGUUUAAAAGAAAGACUAGACUGAGAAAUCUCUACCACUCUGCUGUGGACCAGGCCUUACAGAGUCCAAACGGACACCUGGACCUGUUCCUGCGCUUCCUCCUGGGACUGUCUCUGCCGACCAAUCAGAGGCUGCUGCAGGGUCUGCUGACUCAGACAGAAAGUGACUGGACCAAUCAGAAGACAGUAAAGUACAUCAAACAGAAGUUGAAUGAAAAGGGUCUGUCUGCAGAGAGAAGUCUGAACCUGUUCCACUGUCUGAACGAACUGAACGACCAAAGUCUGGUGGAGGAGAUACAAGAGUAUAUGAGAGGAGGACAGCGGUCCUUGUUAAGUUCUCCUGCUCAGUGGUCGGCUCUGUCCUUCCUCUUACUGUCCUCAGACUCAGACCUGGAGGAGUUUGAUCUGAGGAAAUACCAGGGCUCAGAGACAGCUCUCCUGAAUCUGCUGCCGGUGGUCAGAGCCUCCACCAAAGUCCUGUGA
Boleophthalmus pectinirostris (great blue-spotted mudskipper) is the source of this 2439-nucleotide messenger RNA. RefSeq names its product NLR family CARD domain-containing protein 3-like. Lineage: Eukaryota; Metazoa; Chordata; Actinopteri; Gobiiformes; Gobiidae. The record is from RefSeq and is a predicted model, not a curated record.